AUGAUAACGGAUAUUUUGAUUCCAUUUUUGACCGACAACGGCAUGAACGACGAUUGGUUUCAACAAAACGGCGGCACCACAGCUCAUACAGCUCGAACCAUGAUCAAUUUAUUGCGUCUUUGGUUCCUUGGACGCUUAAUUUCAAAAUAUAGUGAUUUCGACUGGCCUCUACGAUCACCUGACUUAACGCCUUCAGACUAUUUCUUGAGGGGUUAUUUGAAGUCCAGAUUUUCGAGAAGCCACGAAUCCUAG
Messenger RNA from Cinara cedri, 252 nucleotides. The record is from the annotation of a GenBank genome assembly. Lineage: Eukaryota; Metazoa; Arthropoda; Insecta; Hemiptera; Aphididae.